AUGGGUUCUCAAGAGGACGCCGUUGCCCUCAAGGAGAAGGGCAACAAGGCUUUCAAGGAGCACGACUGGCCCGCCGCCAUCGACUUCUACACCCAGGCCAUUGAGGUGUACGACAAAGAGCCCUCGUUCUACACCAACCGCGCCCAGGCCAACAUCAAGCUUGAGGCAUACGGUUUCGCCGUCGUCGACGCAAACAAGGCAAUCGAGCUCGACCCGAACAAUGUCAAGGCAUACUACCGCCGUGCCGUCGCCAACACGGCCAUUCUGAAGCACCACGAUGCGCUCCGCGACUGGAAGAUCGUCGUCAAGAAGAACCCGAACGACAAGGUCGCGAAGCUGCAGCACGCCGAAUGUGAGAAGGUCGUCAAGCGCGAUGCUUUCCUCAAGGCCAUCGAGGUCUCGGAUGCGCCCUCGGCAAUCGAGGGCCUCGAUCUGGACAACAUGGUCGUGGAAGACGGGUAUGACGGUGCGAGGAUGGAGGGCACGAACAUGACCAAGGAAUUCAUCGAGGACAUGAUCCAGAGGUUCAAGGACGGCAAGAAGAUCCACAGGAAAUAUGUCUACCAGAUCAUCAUCGCUGUGAAGGAGCUCGUGUACAACGAGCCCACCAUGGUCGAGUAUGACGUUCCCGAGGGCACCAAGAUUACCGUAUGCGGUGACACUCACGGCCAAUUCUUCGAUCUUCUCGAAAUCUUCCGCCUCAAUGGCUUCCCGUCUGAAUCGCACGCAUAUCUCUUCAACGGUGACUUUGUCGACCGUGGGUCGUGGUCGACCGAAGUGGCGCUCUUGCUGUACGCGUAUAAGAUGCUGUACCCCAAGCUCUUCUUCCUCAAUCGCGGCAACCACGAGACGGACGACAUGAACCGCAUGUACGGCUUCGAGGGCGAGUGCCGCGCCAAGUACACGGAGCGCGUCUUCAAGAUCUUCUCGGAGUCCUUCUCCGCAUUACCGCUGGCCACGCUCAUUGGCAAGAAGUUCUUCGUUCUGCACGGUGGUCUGUUCUCGAACGACGCGAUUAGCUUGGACGACGUGAGGAAGUUGAACAGGCACAACCAAAGGCAACCCGGCCAGAGCGGGUUGAUGAUGGAGAUGCUGUGGACGGAUCCACAGCCCGCUCCUGGUCGGGGCCCCAGCAAGAGAGGUGUCGGUCUGCAAUUCGGACCCGAUGUCACCAAGAGAUUCUGCGAGAAGAACGGGCUGGAAGCCAUCAUCAGAAGUCACGAGGUUCGCAUGGAGGGUUACGAGGUCGAGCAUGACGGAAGGUGCAUCACGGUCUUCUCGGCACCCAAGUACUGCGACAGCACGGAAAACAAGGGUGCAUACAUCAACAUCGGCCCCGAGCUGAAGCUCGACUUCCACAAGUUCGAGGCGGUGCCGCACCCGCCGAUCAGGCCGAUGGCGUAUGCCAACAACGGUCUCAUGAACAUGAUGUAG
This is a messenger RNA of Diplodia corticola, 1434 nucleotides long. Its product is annotated as serine threonine protein phosphatase ppt1. The transcript is spliced from 5 exons. Gene Ontology annotation, molecular function: protein serine/threonine phosphatase activity; protein binding. Lineage: Eukaryota; Fungi; Ascomycota; Dothideomycetes; Botryosphaeriales; Botryosphaeriaceae. Bases 1 to 1434 code for a protein of 477 amino acids. Gene Ontology annotation, cellular component: nucleus; cytosol. The record is from RefSeq and is a predicted model, not a curated record.